Canariomyces notabilis is the source of this 1896-nucleotide messenger RNA. Its product is annotated as glycosyltransferase family 15 protein. Gene Ontology annotation, cellular component: membrane; Golgi apparatus. Gene Ontology annotation, molecular function: alpha-1,2-mannosyltransferase activity. Lineage: Eukaryota; Fungi; Ascomycota; Sordariomycetes; Sordariales; Chaetomiaceae. Gene Ontology annotation, biological process: cell wall mannoprotein biosynthetic process; protein N-linked glycosylation; protein O-linked glycosylation. The transcript is spliced from 4 exons. The record is from RefSeq and is a predicted model, not a curated record. Bases 370 to 1545 code for a protein of 391 amino acids.
CUAACGGCUACCGCACAUGCAAGAGCCUCCUAUUAGGUGACAUCAAACGUUUGUGCCCCUUUUACCUGCCGAAAUUUUGAGAUUUGAAGGUUACCUAUGCAAGCUUGGUCCCACUGGCCCCGUUAAUGAAUUGCAUCGAAUCCUACGCAUAACAGAGCGCAAAGCAGACGCCAGUGAGAGACGCGCAUUCGCCGCCGACAUUACCGACCCGAAGACCCUCUUUGAGCAUCGACGACGACUACGACGACGACGACGUCGUGAAAUCGUAAAUGAGACGGAACUGAGCGACCCAGGCUGACGCCGGCAAAUCCGUGCUACUACCGACCAAGAUUUAGACCAGACCGACAGAGUCGAUCCAUUCUUUUCGACAUGGCGGUCGCUCGCCCGGUGAGGGCGCUGGCGCUGGCCGCCAUCCUGUUGUGGUUUUUCUUCAUAUGGCAGCUCUUUACGCCUUCCUCACCCCGGCCGAAGCCUCUAGGAUCUCUCGAGAGAGAUCCAAAUCUGGAUCCUACGGGCGAGCCCGAAGGCCACCUCGUAUACGCAUCCAAAGACUAUGCGCCAGGCCCCGCCGGCACGGCGCGCAUCAACGCCACGCUGCUUGCGUUGGUACGGAACGAGGAGCUGGACGGCAUGCUGCAGGCGAUGCGCGAUCUCGAGCGGACGUGGAACCACAAGUUCAACUACCCCUGGACCUUUUUCAACGAUGUGCCCUUUUCAGACGAGUUCAAGAAGAAGACGCAGGCGGUUACCAAGGCUGAGUGCAGAUACCACGUAAUCCCCAAGGAGCACUGGGAGGUGCCGUCGUGGAUCAACAACGACCUUUUCAAGGAGUCGGCCAAGAUGCUCGAGGAGCAGAAAGUGCAGUAUGCCAGCAUGGUCUCGUACCACCAGAUGUGCCGAUGGAAUAGCGGCCUGUUCUACAAGCACCCGGCGCUGGCUGACAUGCAAUACUACUGGCGGGUCGAGCCCAAGGUGCACUUCUUCUGUGACGUCGACUACGACGUCUUCCGCUACAUGCAGGACAACAACAAGACGUACGGCUUUACUAUUAACUUGUACGAUUCCCCGCAGUCCAUCCCUAAUCUCUGGCCCGAGACGCUCAAGUUCCUCGCCGAGCACCCCGAGUACCUGCACGAACGCAACGCCAUGAACUGGCUGACGGACAAGGAUCGUCGCCCCGAGCACAACAAGAAGGCCAACGGCUACUCGACCUGCCACUUUUGGAGUAAUUUCGAGAUCGCCGACAUGAGCUUCUGGCGGAGCAAAGCCUACGAGGACUACUUUAACCACCUCGACCGGGCUGGCGGCUUCUUCUACGAGCGAUGGGGUGACGCGCCUGUUCACAGCAUUGCCCUGGCUCUCUUUGAGGACUCGAGCCGCAUCCACUGGUUCCGAGAUAUCGGAUACCAGCAUAUUCCAUUCUUCAACUGCCCCAACUCGCCCAAGUGCAAGGGCUGCGUGACGGGCCGCUUCACUGACGGCGAAGCUUUCCUUUACAAGGAAGAUUGCCGGCCUAACUGGUUCAAAUAUGUUGGCUAUGGCUGAGGCGACGACCGGCCCCUUUGGCUUGGAGAAACGAGGUAUUACCGAACCGGUCCCGAUUCCGAGCUGCAAACUGAGAGCUGAGACCCCCCUGGCUGGCGCCUUCCAGUGCACAGUGACUGUUAUGGGGGCUAUGGUUCCGAGGUAUUGAAACAUAUGUGAAUACGAUGGUGUCUGGCGCAGGCGGUAUAGUUCUAGUCGCUAAUCAUGUAAUCUACAUCACGGUGGUUUGGAAAGGGGAAAAUGGCAGGUUGGAUGGAUAGACGUUAGAAUCGGGGGGAGAAUGCGGGCAGGACGAUAGAAGAUCACGGCCGCCCACCUCCGUGAUAUCUUCCGAUUAAGACGUAUAUGUCU